AUGGCCUCCCACCGCAUCGGCGCCCGCGUCGCGGGCCUCUCGCCAGCGCAGCUGUGCGCCAUCAUCGAGGCGCAGGCGGGCGCGAGCGCCGCCGCGCUGCGCGUGGCGGAGGAGCACGCCGCACGGCUCGUGGAGCAGCCCGAGUGGGUGCUCUCCGAGGUCCUCCUCUCGCCGGACCUCGCCCCGCACAUCCUCGGCCAGCUGCCGACUAAGGAGCACGCCGCCAAGGGGACGGGACCCCGCACAAUCGCUCCGUCGCUCCUCUCGGCCACUGGAGUGACGGGCUCCGUCAACCAUUGA
This is a messenger RNA of Emiliania huxleyi CCMP1516, 300 nucleotides long. RefSeq lists its product as hypothetical. The coding region runs from base 1 to 300 and encodes 99 amino acids. Lineage: Eukaryota; Haptophyta; Isochrysidales; Noelaerhabdaceae. The transcript has 2 exons. The record is from RefSeq and is a predicted model, not a curated record.